AUGAUAUCCCUUUCUCACCUUCGCACUUUAUGCAAAAGACACAUCUCCUUCAUCGGUCCAGGUCUAGUAUCUUCCGUCGCAUACAUCGAUCCCGGUAACUGGGCCACCGAUCUACAAGCUGGUGCAUUGUACGGAUACAAACUUCUUUUCAUCGUUCUACUAGCUGGUUUAGCUGCUGUGGUACUUCAACUUCUCUCCGUACGUCUAGGUGCGGUAUCGGGUAGAUCUUUAGCUACAAAUACGAGAUUGUUAUUUGAAAGAUUACAAGUCAAGUAUCCUAGAUGGAGACUUGGGUGGAAAUUGGGAUUGUGGACGUUGUAUGGAUUAGCAGAGAUCGCUGUGGUUGCUUGUGAUUUAGCAGAGUUGAUAGGUAGUGCGGUGGCUUUGAAUCUACUCUUCCCCCGCCUACCCCUUUGGGCCGGAGUUCUCAUUACAGCAUUCGAUGUCCUCAUUAUACUCAUCUUCUUUAGCUCUUCUUCCGGUCGUCGUGGCAUGCUGUUCUUCGAAAUCUUAAUCGUCACAUUGGUUUUGGCAGUUUUCAUAUCAUUCAUGAUCCUCCUUCAUCUCAUUCAUCCUUCAUGGCCGGAUGUAUUCUACGGUCUAAUCCCUUCCCACACUCUCGUCGAACCGGGUGCAUUAUACGUCGGAGUUGGUAUAAUCGGAGCUACAGUCAUGCCACACGCUUUAUUCUUAGGUAGUGAACUUGCCGGUGUAGAUCAUGAAGAAGAAAAGAAGAAAUACGAAAUGAAAUUAAGAUCAUUCGAUAGGAUAAAAUGGGUCGAUAUACAUUUAUUCCAUACUGCCAUCGACACAACUUUAUCUUUAUUAGGUUUCGCUUUGACUAUCAAUGCGGCUAUUCUUACUUUGGCAGGAGCUGUAUAUUUUUAUGGAACAUCGGGAAUACCAGCUUCUGAUGCAGAUCUUCAAGGAGCUCAUGAUAUAAUCAAUGAUUAUAUUGGGAAAGCUCCGGCGAUUAUAUUUGCUUUGGCUUUGUUAUGUGCAGGUCAAAGUGCUAGUAUAACUGCAACACUGGCAGGACAAGUGGUCAGUGAGGGAUUUAUCAAUUGGCAUACACCUCCAUUUGCAAGAAGACUUAUCACUCGUCUGAUCGGAGUAGUACCAGCUGCUAUCGUAGCAGCAGCCAUCGGUCCUAAAGGUCUCAACACCAUGUUGGUAGCAUCACAAGUAGUCCUUUCUAUCGUUUUACCUACCGUCAUCUUUCCCUUGGUAUUUCUCUGUUCGAAAGAAGACGUCAUGACUGUCCUCGGACCUAUCAAUUCGGAUCAUCCCGAUCAAAUCUAUUCAAAGAGUCCUUCUUUCUCAUCUCCAUCGACAAACCCUAAGAGGAAGACGAAAAGUUACAAGAGUCCAAUAUGGGUCACGAUCUUAGGAUACUUUUUGUUCGGCGUGGUUGUGGUGGCUAAUGUGUAUGUGAUUGUGGAGCUUGGUUUGGGACAGGAUUAG
This is a messenger RNA of Tremella mesenterica DSM 1558, 1464 nucleotides long. RefSeq lists its product as uncharacterized. The record is from RefSeq and is a predicted model, not a curated record. Lineage: Eukaryota; Fungi; Basidiomycota; Tremellomycetes; Tremellales; Tremellaceae. The transcript has 5 exons. Gene Ontology annotation, cellular component: membrane. Gene Ontology annotation, biological process: iron ion transport; intracellular manganese ion homeostasis. Gene Ontology annotation, molecular function: cadmium ion transmembrane transporter activity; manganese ion transmembrane transporter activity. Bases 1 to 1464 code for a protein of 487 amino acids.